This is a messenger RNA of Cucurbita maxima (winter squash), 1504 nucleotides long. RefSeq names its product zinc-finger homeodomain protein 6-like. The transcript has 2 exons. Lineage: Eukaryota; Viridiplantae; Streptophyta; Magnoliopsida; Cucurbitales; Cucurbitaceae. The coding region runs from base 723 to 1358 and encodes 211 amino acids. Gene Ontology annotation, biological process: regulation of DNA-templated transcription; regulation of developmental process. The record is from RefSeq and is a predicted model, not a curated record. Gene Ontology annotation, molecular function: transcription cis-regulatory region binding; DNA-binding transcription factor activity. Gene Ontology annotation, cellular component: nucleus.
UUCAGACAUCCUCGGUAUUGAAUUACCAAUGAAGGGAUACUAUUAUCCAUUGCACCUUGAACUGAUGUUCUUGAGAUUGAUUGCACCUUGAACUGAUGUUCUUGAGAUUGAUCUGCCGCAGAAGGCUGCGCAACAGUUUGGUUGAAGAUUUCCCAUUUGAUGGAUUAUUAUAGCACAAAUGGGAAUUAGGAGUUCCUAUUUCCUCGUCUUCACCUCUUAUCUCCACUUGAUCCGAUCUCCCACAAAAGGAUCUUAACUAGCUAAUGAACAUAGCUAAUGAACUCCCAAGACUCGUUUCAUAAUAUCUUGUGUCUUUUUUGCGUCCUCCGUCUCUCCCCCAAGUGCUCAAACUGUUCGGUAACAGGAAAUAAAUGGAUUAAUGGGGGCACGGAAAGACAAAAAAGGACAAAUUUUCAACAUCUAUGACAGCAUAAUCUUUGAAUAUCGAAUAGAGAGAGGGACCUACCAGGUAAAUGAGCAAGAUCAAGAUCGGAUCAAGAGGUGAAGACGGGAAAUAGGAACUCCUAAUUCUCAACCAAACUGCCGCCUAAUUCUGAUCAUCCGAUUCUUCUGAUAAGAGCUGUCGAUAGAAGAAAAGAUCACACCGUACCCCAGCUCCAUUUCUCAUUUGCUGCGUACCCUAGCUCCAUUUCUCAUUUGCUGCUACUCCGCCAUCCACAACCUGAAGCAGAACAAUCUCAAGAACAUCAGUUCAAGGUGCAAUGGACAAUAGUAUUCCUUUAUCGGUAAUUCGAUACCGAGAAUGUCUGAAGAAUCACGCAGCAAGUACUGGAGGCUACGUUCUAGACGGCUGCGGCGAGUUCAUGCCAAAUGGAGAGGAUGGAACUCCUGAGGCCUCUAAGUGUGCAGCAUGUGAAUGCCAUCGGAACUUUCACCGAAAAGAGAUGAGAGACGAGCUGCUCUCACAGCAAGCUUUCCUCGGUGCUUUCUUCAUCUCCAAAUCGGUCAGAAACAAUGGCCAUCGCAGUGAUGGGCCUCGUCACCAUCAUUUACCGGCAGUUCCAAUUUCUUCGAUGAUGAUGGCAUUUGGAGGAGGAAGCAAUGGAGCUCCGGAUGAGUCUUCCAGUGAGGGCCUGAAUAUGUAUUAUCCGUCUGAUAAUGGAGCCCGGGAGCUGUUCUGUCAGCAGACACAACUGAUGAAGAAACGAUUCAGGACAAAGUUCACACAGGAACAGAAGGAGAAGAUGGUAGAAUUUGCUGAAAAGUUGGGGUGGAAGAUUCAGAAACAUGAUGAACUAGAAGUGCAGCAGUUCUGCGAUGAGGUGGGCGUAAGGAGGCAAGUUUUCAAGGUUUGGAUGCACAACAAAAAACAAGCCAUGAAGAAGAAACACAUGUAAGAACGUAAUACAAGUUUUACUACAAACCCAUUUCGUGAAAUAAUGCAUCCAUGGUUGUGCACAGUCCUAAUUAGGCUUUGAAAGAGUGAAGAGAGUUAAUAUUCGGUUGUUGAAUGAAUAUAUCUCAAUACCAAUUUGUCAUGUUA